Molecule: messenger RNA, 6330 nt
Organism: Hyalella azteca
Lineage: Eukaryota; Metazoa; Arthropoda; Malacostraca; Amphipoda; Hyalellidae
Exons: 19
Coding region: 131-5377 (1748 amino acids)
Biological process (GO): neurotransmitter receptor transport, endosome to postsynaptic membrane
Molecular function (GO): protein binding
Source: RefSeq, a predicted model, not a curated record
UUCCGACUAUAUCGACUGGUAAGCAUCAGGACUAUAAUUGUAAUAUCAUUUUGUCCAGCUUUCGUUGGACUGAUAUUGUGACUAUGUUAUCACUGUGUUAUGGAUAGAUAGUGAGCAAUAAUAGAGCGCGAUGAAGAUGUUGAAGUCUAUGCUGCCUUCGGGGCUGCCGCUCGGGAAUGCAAAAACAGGCCCCCGCCUUCAGGGCGGCCCAGAGCGCGACGCUGUCGAGAUGCAGCGCCUGCGAGCUUCCGUCAUCCCAGAGGAGGUGCGUCUCACCAGCACCGUGAGCCUCGUCAGGAAAGAACACGUCACCCUCGGCAUCGUCGUGGCGGGCGGCAUAGACAAAGGCUAUCGCCCACGCAUAGCUCGCCUGCGGACAGGAUCAGCGGCCCACCGCUGCGACAGACUUGCUGUCGGUGACUACAUCGUCGCCGUCAACGGUUGUGCCACCGAGGGCCUCACGCACCAACAAAUCGUGGCGCUCCUCAAAAACUCCGGCAACAACGUCGACAUCGACAUCGAGUACGAGACCCCAAGCCUGCCUGGACUUGGACCAGAGGGCGUACAGGUGCGCCGGACGGUCGUCAGUCUCCAGAAGGAGGCGGGGGGCGGGGUGGGCAUGACCGUGAGGGGGGGACUGCAGUCCUCUCACCCUGACAAGUCCACUCCUCUGCUCAUCACCCACGUCCGCACGGCCGGGCCUGUCGACAGGGAAGGCACCAUCAAGGCAGGGGACAGGCUGGUGGGGGUGAUGGGGCGCAGCGUGGGGCACAUCACACUCAGCGAGGCCCUGCAGGCCAUCAGAGAGGCCCCGGACCACCUCACACUCACCAUAGAGUACGACGUCUCAGUGCUGUCUGGGGUGCGGGGCAGGGGUGUGCCGCUGCUGGUCGAGGUCGAGCGGCCCUCCGCCGCAGACUUGGGCCUCACGCUGCACGCGGGGCCCCACAACACCAUCGUCGUCGGCACUGUCACCACCGCCAGCAUCGCUGAACGGUGUGGUGCGCUGGCAGUUGGUGACACCAUCACCCGCAUAGACGGCACUCCGCUGGACCAGCUGACGCCAGCUGAGGCCAACCAGCUGCUACGGUCAUCCCGGCUCCCGGUGGUGACCCUGGAGAUCAUGCCUGCACCACCUGCUACAGGUCCGGUGCCUCAUCCCCACAUCAUGGGGACGGUCAGCGCCAGGAGCACUCCACCCUCCAUCCCCUUCCCUCCAGCCGUCACUCCUCCAAACUCCAGCCCUCCAACUCCAUGUCAUUCAGCUCAUCUUCCUAUCAGUGAAACCUGCUGUAAAACCCAAACUUCUUACCCUAACUCGUCUGGUUUUUACUGUAACACAACGAAUAAUUAUUCUAAUAUGUCUAAUAAUUACCCUAACUCGGGAGAUAAUUACCCUAAAUCUUCUAGUAGUUACCCUGUUUCGAACAAUAAUUACCCUAACUCGUCUAAUAAUUUCCCUAGCUUAUCUAAUAAUUACCUCAACUCUAAUAAUUUAUAUUCCGAUGCCCUUACUUUGCACUCAAAUUAUGCCCAAAGUCCAACUAUCCCUUUUUCAUCUAAUUUCGCUAACACUUUCAACGCAAAUUGUGUAAAUCCGACCUGUUCCCUAGAUGCGACUUCGUACCCUCACGAUCCUAACGCCAUCAAAUGUAACUUUCUACCCUACAACGCUUCAAACUGUAACUUUUCUCCUUCUAACGCCUCUAUCUGCACCCAUUUCCCUUGUAACGUCGCCGGUUACCAGUUCCCGACAAAUCUUGUUACUAAUAACGAGUCUGAUCAGCCUGAGACUCGUUCAUCCCUCAAGAGCCGCAGCGACGCACAUCCUUCCGACGCCGGUGCUCACCGGCAACUGGCAGUCGGGGCCCCGCAGGAUUUAGGUAAAGGAGGUGCGUGCGAGUGCAGCAGCCUGACAAACAACAACACCAACAACAGCACGAACAACAACAGCAACUGCAAUAACAACAGCAACGGGUUCACCUUGACGCUGACGUCAUCAGACCCCGAGGGGGGCUACGGGCUGGUGCUGCGCCCCCCAUCAAAGGGUGAUGACAUCACCCAUCCCGUCAUCACAGCUAUCCUGGAGGAUUCCCCCGCUGGCCGGUGUGGAUUGCUACGCGUGGGUGACAUCCUGACGUCAGUUAACGGCGUGUGUACGUCGGGUGUGUCUGACGUCACCCACAUGCUGGCUGUCAGCCCCCAGACCGUCACUAUAACGGUCCGCUUCAAUGAGGACCGCAGCGCCCGUUAUGAGGGCGACAUGGUAACGGUCAGCCUGCCCGUUACUCAGCACGGCAUCGGAUUUAAUUUUUCAGACUCACCUGUGUGCGUGGGUGACUCAGACACCCAUGGGUUGGUGAUCACAUCGGUGGUGAGUGGGUCGGCGGCCCACCGCAGCGGGGUGAUCCGCUACGGUGACCUGCUGAUCUCCGUCGGUGAUCUGCGUGUGGCCGGCGACACCACGGCGCCGCAGGUCAACCGCAAGAUCGGCGAGAAAUGCGGCGGUGAUGCGGCGGUGGUGGCGGUGGUGAUGAGGCCUCCGAGUGAUGAUGGAGAUACCGUGCAGUACACGGUACAGGUGUCACGGGAAGGCGGUGCUCUGGGAGUCACACUCACGGGCAGCGAGGCGCCCACGGGCCCGCUCUACGUCGCGUCUUUGGUGCCCGGUGGACUGGCUGAGCGGACAGGAGCCAUCCAUGUAGGUGACCGCCUUCUGGCCAUCGAUGGCCACAGCUUGAGCGGCCAGCCGCUGAGCCGCGCAGUGCAGCUGCUCAUGGCCGCCGCUGAUGUGGUCACUCUGCGCAUCGCGCGACCAAAACACGCCCAUAACACGCCGAUAUUGCCUGCCGAUGAUUGGACUGCCAAUCCCCCGUCGGUUGACAGCGCGGUUGCGUCCUGGUGUGGUAGCAGCGGGGGGUUGGAACACCCCCCCUCAACCCCUGCAGUCUCACCCUCCCCGCCCACCAAGCAUACGCCGGAGGGAAGUCCUAGGACUUUAUCAAGUCCCAGAAGUGUGGGCGAGAUGGACAAGCGAAGUCCGUCUCAAGUUGUGCGCCCGGGGCCUGAGUCUUCAACCGACGAGCACGACGGAUCAGAAGUUCCGGUUUCCGCUCCCGCGACACCGCCGACGUCCGACCAAGUGACCGGCGGUUCUAAACUUGGACGGAAUAGUGACGGAGAAGUUCGGUUAUCGCGGCGUCCGGCGUUCCGAAGUGACGGUGAAUUUCAUGAUGAAAACCGGGACGUGGAGUCCGAUGACCAGCAAACUAUGACUUCGGUUGACCCUCAAACUAUGCGAUCGGUUGACCACCAAACUGGGCGAUCGGUUGAUCACCAAACUGGGAUUUUAGUUGACCAGAAAACUGUGACGUCUAAUGUAAAAAAAUGUACCAGUUUAAGUAGCCAAAAUAGCGUCAAGGUUAUUCCAACAUGUGAAAAAAUUGAACGCGGUGACUUACGUAAUCAUACGUGCGCUACAGGAUGCGAAACACCCGGGAUAACAGACCGUAAUAUAUACGAAGAAUUAAAUAAAUUGACAAGCGGGCUAUUGCCUAGCCCUUCGGUUAAACGAAGAAUAGAUCAUAAAAACACGAGCAUGAACAAAGCUGCAUCCUCGCCUGGAUCAGCCACCACAUCGAGUGCUUCCGGAGUUACAGGGCUUGCAGCGGGCAGCAGCAGCACUCCGGACUGGGACGAAAUGAUAGCUGCGUUGAACGAGAUCAGUGCCACUUGUGGGGUGGUCGCUCGACAAUCUGCCAAACACCAACACCAGAUGCCACACCCACACAAACCCCCACACCAAACCACAAACCAACAAACUCAACAACUCCAACAUCCACUCCAACACUCGAACCAACAUCCCAAUCAACAACCAUAUCAGUACCCAAAGCAACAACCACUAUCGGAUCCAAACAAAAAACAGCUACGCAACACUCUACAAGAAGAGCAGCAACUGCAGGGGGCUUAUCUACCACAACAACAACAACAACAACGAGACGGACCGGCGGAGGCGACGCAGCAGGUGCUACAGGUGUGCCUCAAGAAGGACCUCGUGUAUGAGGACUUCGGCUUCAGCGUCUCCGACGGCCUCUACGAGAAGGGCGUCUACGUCAACAGGAUACGCAAGGGCGGCCCCGCCGACCGCUCGGGCUGCGUCAAGCCCUACGACAGAAUCCUACAGGUUAACGGCACACUAAGCCAUGAUUUUGACUGCUGUCUCACGGUGCCCAUGAUCGCCUCAGCCGGCGACGAACUUCACUUGUUGCUUUCGCGGAACCUCAACGAGGAACUAACCCCUCUCUUGCGACAAACCCCUGAUAUAUGCACGUUGAACCCCUUCAUGGAAUUCCCCACGCUUCCCUCACAUCAACAACACCAGCAAUGCCAGAACCACUAUGCUAGUGAGAACGUCCAUGAGUUCGGAGGUUCGUCCAGUGCUAGACUACAAGCUGAUCGUGCUGAAUUUCUGAACACGCAGCUAUACUGCAAUUCGAGCCCAUACCUUCGCAAAGCAGAAAUUGCCAGUAGAAAAGAGAGUCAAAUUACACAAGUGCCAGGCAGCCCCACUUGCCAUAGAGGAUCUCCUAAAUUUCCGAUUUGGUCUAAGCAGCCCUCGGCUAGUGACCCCGGAGAGAAAAGUUGCCACGAAGACAAAAGCGACCCCAUCACUUCCAUUACAGCGCCCCAAAUGCACCAGCCAACCCCUCCAUCAAUAACCGAGCUGGAAAACCAAUUAAAGUCUUUAAGUAACUCAAGUCGUCCUCAUUUACUGCAGUGGGCGGAUGAGACUUUAACCCUCCCGGCCCACUUUAGGUCGGGCUCCAACCCACUACAGCAGACCAAAUCCAACUUCAAAGCCCCACUCACUCCUCAGCCAGGCAGACAAUGCCGCGGAAAUGAUCGUGGCUGUCGUGCAAAUGGCCCUCCUGUCGACAAUAACGUUGAACCUGUUUACGCGCUCCACACAAAUGCUCCUGCAACUUCCUUUGUUGCUGAAAACUCGAACACAACUCAGCUUUGUCAGCCCGCGGCUUGUGUUUCUUCCCACGUUUCCUCCUCAGUUAAAUCCGAGUCUUCAACUCGGACACGAAACUGUUUGACUGAUGCAUGCGCGUCCAGCCUCUCUCGGUCCCACCUGACUUAUGCUGUCCCAGGUUCUCCUGUCAUUUCACGGAUAUCUGCUUCUCCUCUGAUGGGUUCCAGCGGCGGUUUAUCUUCGGCCGAGCCUCACACCGCCGGCCUUUACGUUAGUAAAGCAACGGUGCAAUUUCAGGUCCCGGUUUCGACCGCGAACAAUUCUCGCGGGAAAGCCGCUGAUUCUGACCUGGCGUGCCAUAAGUUAGACAACUCUAGGGCUGUUUCGAGGACCUCCUAAUUCCAGUGAGCGCUCAUCAGAGCUCAAAACAUUUCUCCGAUUUGAGUGCUUAGGAUCCGAACAGCAAACGAUAACAAUAUUUAUAAUAUUAAUGUGAGGAAUUAUUGUUUAUACGACGCGUGUGUGUAUCUUAAUACCUAUGACGUAAGAUCGCUCAGGGAUGUAUGAUAAGCUUGAACGAAAGUAUAUUAUGCUAUGCCUAACAAAGAUUUAUUAAUUAAUUAAGAAAUAUAAAUCUAUGAGAAUUUACACGAUAUAAAAUAUAUUGUGUAUUACGUUGCCCGAAGAAAUAAAAAGUACUGCACAUUAGUGAAUAAGUCUUUCCGCUACUAACCGCAUAUGAUGCUAGUAAUUCAGUGAAAUAUGUAGAAUAGUAUUCUUAUAAUUGUUCUCAUUCUUAUCAUAAAUAUCUAUGUUUCCAUUUACUUAUCUAUUUAUUCAGUUUCAUGUACAGUGUAUACACCAAACAAUGGUAAAGAAACUGGUCGCGAAACUCCAACGCUAACAAACUUUCCGUAAAAUGUACAGGAAAAUGACGUAAAAUAAGCGACGUGGGGAACAAACUAAGCGAAACCUUCGCACUGCUUCCGUAGACUUGAACUGCAAUAAUUAAAACGUGUUCGUUACUGAUAAAUUCAGUGGUGAUUUCUGCCACGCAGUGUCCACACACACACAUACACAUGCUAGUUCGCAGAUGAUGUAUGUUUAUACAUGAAUGAUGUUUGUUCGUAUGACGUCUAUUUACACAUGAAUGAAGUUAGUUUGUAUGACGUCUGUUUACACAUGAAUGAUGUUUGUUUGUAUGACGUCUGUUCACACAUGAAUGAUGUUAGUCCAUAUUAUUUUCAUUUAUGCAAAAAAUUAAUUCUGUUAAAAUAUAUCUGUACAUAUUAACACGCAUGAGGUGCGUCGUAUGAAUUAAAUUAAAGGACCCGCCGUGUUUAUUUAAUAAA